Molecule: messenger RNA, 4026 nt
Organism: Puccinia triticina
Lineage: Eukaryota; Fungi; Basidiomycota; Pucciniomycetes; Pucciniales; Pucciniaceae
Exons: 13
Coding region: 1-4026 (1341 amino acids)
Biological process (GO): vesicle transport along actin filament; actin filament organization; endocytosis
Cellular component (GO): cytoplasm; cell tip; plasma membrane
Molecular function (GO): actin filament binding; ATP binding; microfilament motor activity
Source: RefSeq, a predicted model, not a curated record
AUGGCCCCGUCCAAAAAAGCAGGCAAAAAGUCUCAAAAGAAUGACCCCAGUCGUGGUAGAUCCCAAAAUGGAGGUGUCACCAAGGCAGAUUGGGCGGAUUCUUUCAAGAAGAAAGGCGCCGGAGUCUCAGAUAUGACCUUACUCAGUACCAUAUCAAAUGAUGCAAUCAAUGAUAAUUUGAAAAAACGCUUCGAGAACGCGGAGAUAUACACUUAUAUUGGGCAUGUAUUGAUUUCCGUCAACCCAUUUCGAAUGCUACCAAUUUAUGGCCCAGAAAUACUGAAUUCUUACAAAGGGAAAAAUCGAUUAGAGAUGCCCCCACACGUUUACGCCGUAGCUGAAAGCAUGUACUACAACAUGAUGGCGUAUUCCACAAAUCAAUGUGUGAUAAUCUCCGGAGAAUCAGGGGCUGGAAAGACUGAGGCCGCAAAGAAAAUUAUGGAGUACAUUGCUGCGGUGGCCGGAGAAGAUCACAAUCAAUCGGGCAAAGGAAUCACCGGCGUUAAGGAUAUGGUCCUCGCCACCAACCCGCUCCUGGAAAGUUUCGGCUGCGCCAAAACCCUACGAAACAACAACAGCAGUCGGCAUGGAAAAUAUUUGGAGAUUGAAUUCGGCCCCAACGGAGAACCCGUUGGAGCGAUGAUUACCAACUAUCUCCUUGAGAAGGGCCGGAUUGUUGGGCAAAUUGAUGAUGAGCGGAACUUUCACAUAUUUUAUCAAUUUACCAAGGGAGCCUCGCCACAACAACGAGAAGAAUACGGUAUCCAAGAUCCAUCGGCUUAUUACUACACUUCCCGCUCUGGUUGUCUAGAUGUGCCACAGAUGGACGAUGUUGAUGAAUGGAACCAAACUCUGCAAGCAAUGCAAACAAUUGGAUUGAGUGCAGACGAACAAUCAAACAUUCUGAAGAUGCUAGCUACCGUUCUAUGGCUGGGGAAUGUUCAGUACGCUGAAAACGAAGAAGGGAAUGCAUACGUGAUGGACGAAAGUGUAAUCGAAUUCGUAGCUUACCUUUUGGAAGUUGAUGUCAAUAUGGUCAAGAAGGUUUUAACGAGUCGUACGAUGGAAACUCAACGUGGAAUGAAGCGCGGGAGUGUUUACGAGGUCCCGCUGAACACUGUUCAGGCAGCAGCUGCCCGAGACGCUCUGGCUAAGGCUGUUUACAACAAUCUGUUCGAAUGGAUUGUUGCACGAGUCAAUAUUUCAAUGAAAUCCCGGACAUCUGCGUCAUACGUCAUUGGGGUUCUUGAUAUCUAUGGGUUCGAGAUCUUUGAGCAUAACUCAUUUGAACAACUGUGUAUCAAUUAUGUCAAUGAACGCCUUCAGCAAAUUUUCAUUGAAUUGACUUUGAAGAAAGAACAAGAGGAAUAUGCAAAUGAACAGAUUACAUGGACGCCCAUUAAGUUUUUCAACAACAAGAUCGUUUGUGAUUUGAUUGACGAGAAGCGACCUCCCGGUAUAUUUGCAGCCAUGAAUGAUGCUACAGCAACAGCCCAUGCCGACUCAUCUGCAGCAGACAACUCGUUUUCUCAGCGUACAUCUAUGUUGGCCAGUAACCCGCAUUUUGAGGCACGUGGGAACAAAUUUUUGAUCAAGCAUUACGCGGGUGAUGUCUUGUAUGACAUCCAAGGCAUGACCGACAAAAACAAAGACGCUCUCGGCAAAGAUCUUUUGGAGCUAGUCCAAUCAUCCCACAACUCGUUUAUCACCGGUCAACUCUUCACGGAACGAAUCGACGCCAACUCCAAAAAACGCCCACCUAGUCAGGGAGAUAAGAUCAAGAUGUCUGCCAAUGCCCUGGUUGAAAAGCUGAUGCGCUCUCAGCCGUCCUACAUCCGAACCAUCAAGCCCAACCAGUCGAAAUCGCCUACCGAGUAUGACUCCCCGGCCAUCUUGCAUCAAAUCAAAUAUCUAGGUUUACAAGAAAACAUCCGCAUUAGGCGAGCCGGUUUUGCUUAUCGAAACACAUUCGAACAGGUCGUCCAACGUUUCUACCUCUUGUCUCCAGCCACCUCCUACGCCGGUGAUUACAUUUGGAAUGGCGACUCUCGUUCUGGCUGUGAAAAAAUCCUCAAAGAUGUUGGUAUUGCCCGCGAAGAAUGGCAAAUGGGUACUACCAAAGCUUUUAUCAAGAACCCCGAGACCCUUUUUGCCCUUGAGCAUAUGCGCGAUCGAUAUUGGCACAACAUGGCAGCGAGAAUUCAAAGAGCGUGGAGAAACUUUAUAAGAUAUCGAAAUGAAUGUGCGACGCGAAUCCAACGAGCUUGGAGAAACAACAAAGAAGGGAUCGUUUAUCUUCAGUUGCGUGAUGCGGGCCAUCAGGUACUUGGCGGUCGAAAGGAACGCCGGAGAUUUAGCUUAUUAGGAUCGCGCAAAUUCCUAGGCGACUAUUUGAAUGUUGGUGGCCUUGACGGUAAGACUAAAAAAAGUGCGCUGGGCGAAAUGCUAUACAGCAAAUUGGGUAUGAAUACUAGCGAACGAAUAAUCUUUAGCUCCAAGGCCCAAAUUUUGGUGUCAAAAUUGGGACGUUCCAGCAAACUAUCACCUAGGUUUCUGGUCUUAACGGAUCGCGCAAUUUACAUAUUGAUUACGCAACUAGUGCCCAGCAAUGACGGCCAGAAACGUUCGGAGACCGUAGUGGAGCGGAAGAUUAAUGUAUCGGUGAUCAAUUCAGUCGGCGUAUCUCACUUGAGGGAUGAUUGGAUCGUUCUCAAUGUCAGCAAUUCAGAAGAGCAGGAUCCACUUUUAUCGUGCGUGUUCAAGACGGAGCUCAUUACUCGUUUGAAACAACUUCAAAGCUCGUUGACUGUUAACAUAGGCCCGACCAUUUCGUAUCGUAAGAAAAAAGACAAGAUGGCUGUGAUAAAAUUUCAGAAGGACGAGACUAUUCAACGAGGUGACGUUUACAAGAGUCACACCGUCUCCGUGCCCUCUGGGCAACCAGGCACAAGCGUAUCUUCUCCGUAUCCCAAGAAGAAACCCGGUUUGAUACGGCCAAUCACUAGUGGCAAGUUACUGCGGAAGGGUGGACCUUCAGAGAGUAAACCCCGACCUCAGGCUCGUCCGACCCCUCAGGCGCGUCCUCUCCCUGGCGCAGGGGGUGGAGCGCCUGCUGCGCUGGGAUUCAAAUCUGCAAGUGGCCCAUCACCACCGCCACCACCCCCACCCCAAACGUCAAAUUCCUCAGCUCGUGUACCGCUUGCUCCAUCAGGCUUUAAAGCAGCGGGUGGGCCUCCCGCUCCACCACCACCACCACCACCUGCACCACCUACCUCUUCCAACUCUUCAGCUCGUGCACCGCCUGUAAAGUCAUUGGGUAACGCGGCUCCCGUCAAAGCUCCACCACCACGACCGCCACCCCCAGUAAAAGCUCCCAGCGAACCAGAUGUGGCUCUGUAUCUAGCCAUAUGCGCGUUUGAAACCGAAGAAGCAGGUGAGAUGGCUUUGGUAAAGGGUGACUUGGUUGAAGUGAUACAGGAAGCGGACAAUGGCUGGUGGUUAAUCAAGAAAGGAGCCGCGCAAGGUUGGGCGCCAUCGAAUUAUUUGCAACUUGAGCCUCGGCCUCCAACUGCGCCCAGCCGACCAGCUGCACGACCGCCUCCUGCAAUGUCAACCCCGAGCACCCAAACCUCGGCGACUAGAUCGACUCCAACAAUUGGUCUUGGCUUAAAAACGGCAGACUCGUCUUCUGCCCCGGUUGCAGUGAUGCCCGGGAUGGGACACGUGAACGGACUGGCGGGUAUUCUGGCUGCCAAGCGAGCUGCUGCAGCUGGCCAAACCGGUGAAUCUCAGUGCCCAUCCAGUAGCCCCAAUCCUAGUCCUUCGUUGAAGAGCGGGUCCAAAGGGCCACCUCCCCCACCACCCAAACCGAAACCACCAGCUUUAGCUCCUAAACCUACCGGCGUCGGGGGACCUCCACCCCCUAUACUGUCCAGUAAGCCUAAUGUUCGGCCUGGUGGAAACCCUGGGGUGGGUCAAAUGGAUCUGGCUGCUGCACUUGCCAAACGAGCCGGUCGAACGGGAUAA